Molecule: messenger RNA, 507 nt
Organism: Aspergillus calidoustus
Lineage: Eukaryota; Fungi; Ascomycota; Eurotiomycetes; Eurotiales; Aspergillaceae
Source: the annotation of a GenBank genome assembly
AUGUCAUUUGUCUUCUCGCAGACGCGCGAAUUCGAGGCUGCCAACAAGAAGUAUGCAGCGUCGUUUAGCAAAGGCGAUCUUGCGCUGCCACCAGCUCGGAAGGUCGCAGUGGUAGCUUGUAUGGAUGCUCGGCUCGAUCCGGCCAAAGUACUGGGCCUGGAGGAAGGAGACGCUCAUGUGAUCCGCAACGCGGGAGGGCGAGCCAUCGAUGCAAUUCGCAGUUUGGUCAUCUCGCAGCAGCUGCUAGGAACGAGGGAGAUCGUACUGAUACACCACACGGAUUGCGGAAUGUUGACCUUCACGGACGAGGUCAUCCGGGAGAAAAUCAGGUCGGACUUGGGUCAGGAUGCGGAUCACAUUGCGUUUUUACCUUUCACCGACUCGGAGAAGAGUGUGUUGGAUGAUAUCAAGCUGCUUCAGGAACACAGGCUGAUUCUGGAUGUUCCGAUUACGGGGUACAUCUACCACGUGGAGAGUGGAAAAAUUAGCAAGGUGCAGAGGGUUUAG